UGGUGUUUGACAGGAUGUCCAGGAGACACUUACACACCCACCAAGGUCAAGAAGCACAGCGCUAGUGUAUAUAGAAAGCCUGGUGACAGAUUACCAGAGCACAUGGAAAUUUCUUUCUCUUGGAGGUCUACCAAGUAGUUCUCUAUUCCUGUACCAGUUUUUUCAGACACAGUAUACCAGGAAGCCUGCUCCUGCAAGGACUGUGUCACUGCUUCUGUGAAAGGUUUUCUAAUUGCCUCAGUAAAUCAGGAUUGUCAUACUGACUGCUUUGACGUCUGAGCUCUUAACAUGAAGGGUCAGGAGCUACCCUGCUGGCCUGGCGCUGAAGCGUGUGGGAACAGUGGGAGUGUCCCUGGCAGGGAAGUGGGGGAGGAGUGGAUAUUGUUUCUCCCUUCUCCUGUCCCACUGCUAUCCGCCUGGGCUCAGAGCUCAUGAGCUCCCGAAGAUGGCGUUCCCAGGGAGGAUGCGCCCUUGUGUUAUCCCUGAGAAUGAAGAAAUGCCCCAGACAGCCCUUAACAGUACCUACCAGGUUAAUGGCAAUGAAGAUGAGAGGGCUGAGUCCAAACUGCAGCGCAGGCAUAGUGAUGUAAAAGUCUACAAGGAGUUUUGUGACUUUUAUGCGAAAUUCAACAUGGCCAACGCCCUUGCCAACGCCACCUGUGAGCGUUGCAGGGGUGGCUUUGCCCCUGCGGAGAAGAUCGUCAACAGCAAUGGCGAGCUAUACCACGAGCAGUGCUUUGUGUGUGCGCAGUGCUUCCAGCAGUUCCCAGAAGGACUUUUCUACGAGUUUGAAGGAAGAAAGUACUGUGAACAUGAUUUUCAGAUGCUCUUUGCUCCUUGCUGUCAUCAGUGUGGUGAAUUCAUCAUUGGCCGAGUUAUCAAAGCCAUGAACAACAGCUGGCAUCCUGAGUGUUUCCGCUGUGACAUCUGCCAGGAAGUUCUGGCAGAUAUUGGGUUUGUCAAGAAUGCUGGAAGACAUCUGUGUCGCCCUUGUCAUAAUCGUGAGAAAGCCAGAGGCCUUGGAAAAUACAUCUGCCAGAAAUGCCACGCCAUCAUUGAUGAACAACCUCUGAUUUUCAAGAAUGACCCUUACCAUCCAGACCAUUUCAACUGUGCCAACUGCGGGAAAGAGCUGACUGCUGAUGCCCGGGAGCUGAAAGGAGAACUGUAUUGCUUGCCAUGCCAUGAUAAAAUGGGGGUCCCCAUCUGUGGUGCUUGUCGCCGACCCAUUGAAGGGCGUGUGGUAAAUGCCAUGGGUAAGCAGUGGCAUGUGGAGCAUUUUGUUUGUGCCAAGUGUGAAAAACCAUUUCUUGGACAUCGCCAUUAUGAAAGGAAAGGCCUGGCAUAUUGUGAAACCCACUAUAAUCAGCUAUUUGGUGAUGUUUGCUUCCACUGCAACCGUGUGAUAGAAGGUGAUGUGGUCUCUGCUCUUAAUAAGGCCUGGUGCGUGAACUGUUUUGCCUGUUCUACUUGCAACACUAAAUUAACACUCAAGAAUAAAUUUGUGGAAUUUGACAUGAAGCCAGUCUGUAAGAAGUGCUAUGAAAAAUUUCCAUUGGAGCUGAAGAAAAGACUUAAGAAACUAGCUGAGACCUUAGGAAGGAAAUAACUCCCUUUGUUUUAUUUUUUCUUUUCUAUGCAAAAUAGGAGAUUACCAACAUUACUUGAUUUGAUCCACCCUUAUAUUUAAAGCUGUAUCUCAAAAUAGUUGAGAGUGAAGAGGACCAUUACGUGGUUUUAUCUCCUUUUCUCAUGGAAAAGGAGAGAGAAGCUUGUGUAACCAUAGUUAAAACACAGAUAAAAUCAAGAUAUGCCUUUUAAUAACCCCUAGCAAGUUGUUAACAUGUAGACUGUACUUUAUCACAAAAAACAUAUGGUUAAUUUUAAUUUUGGUCCAAAUGAUGGACUAUAACUUUUAAAAUGAAAGUAAGGUAAGGACUAGCUUUUAUUUGAUUCAGAUAAAAACUUAUAAACAUUAUUUUACUAUGUAUUCAAAAGAAAAUUAAUUGCUAAUUGCUAUUGUAGAGGAUAUUAGGGAAGAAAAAUAACCACC
Talpa occidentalis (Iberian mole) is the source of this 2053-nucleotide messenger RNA. RefSeq names its product LIM zinc finger domain containing 1 (gene LIMS1). Gene Ontology annotation, cellular component: cytoplasm; cell-cell junction; focal adhesion. Gene Ontology annotation, biological process: positive regulation of substrate adhesion-dependent cell spreading; cell-cell adhesion; positive regulation of integrin-mediated signaling pathway. The record is from RefSeq and is a predicted model, not a curated record. NCBI's taxonomy places the organism in Eukaryota, Metazoa, Chordata, Mammalia, Eulipotyphla, Talpidae. The transcript has 10 exons. The coding region runs from base 446 to 1609 and encodes 387 amino acids.